Messenger RNA from Colletotrichum graminicola M1.001, 1854 nucleotides. Its product is annotated as FAD binding domain-containing protein. The record is from RefSeq and is a predicted model, not a curated record. Gene Ontology annotation, biological process: homocysteine metabolic process. The transcript has a single exon. Gene Ontology annotation, molecular function: flavin adenine dinucleotide binding; FMN binding; [methionine synthase] reductase (NADPH) activity. Lineage: Eukaryota; Fungi; Ascomycota; Sordariomycetes; Glomerellales; Glomerellaceae. Gene Ontology annotation, cellular component: cytosol. The coding region runs from base 1 to 1854 and encodes 617 amino acids.
AUGGCCACCACCGCCAUGGCGUCCUCUUUGAUCAGGUCAACUGGCGAUUGCAUCCCCGAGGAACCUAGCAUUUCUUCCGUUGCCCCCUCUCUCACCUACUCGGAAGAGUCAGAGGACCAAGACGAAGAGCCCCAGGCUGAGCCCCCACGCCGACGCCGCGCUUCCACGCGGCUCAUCGCACAGAGCCCUGCCGAUAUCCAACGCAUCACUGGUGAAUCGACAGCUCAAUUGAUCCAGAGAUGCUGCGGUGGCGGUUGCUGCAUGAAGCUGGGGGCCAAGAAGGAAGGCCUUGAGUACGAGAGCAUCCCCUUCCCCGACAACGAUGCGUACAAGUCGCUCGCUCUCAAGAUUGGCGAAAUCCCCACAAACCUCACCAACAUCGUCGACUUGCCCGAGCAAACCGUUUUCUUUGAGCCCGUACCUCGCUCCGCUGCCUCCGCUUCCUCCCCUACAGACUCUGCCAUUUCUCUCGGCGCCGACGCUCGUGGGAAUAAGGACGCCGGUCUCGCUACCGUCCAGAACCAACUCAAGAACUUCACCCACGACACCACCGACACCACCAAAGAGCCCCCCAGAUACGUGCAGCCUCACCCCCCGUACCAUGUGUACGCGGCCCGCAUCGACUCGACGCGAGAGUUGACGAAGCCCGGCGCCGAGAAGCGCACUUACCACUUCGACCUCGACAUCACAGGCUAUCCGGGCGAGGAAGAUAUGGACUUCAGAGUUGGUGGUGCCAUUGGAGUCAUGGCACCUAACGAUGCUGCCUGUGUUGAUGACGUUUUCGACGUGCUCAUGGUACCACGGUUCCUUCGGGACAAGCCGGUUCUCUUGAAGACCACAAAGGGUCGUUGGCCGACCGUGUGGGGCGACGACCAGGCCCGCGAGAUGGUCACCACACGCCGGGACCUGCUGACCUGGUGCUCCGACAUCCAGUCCUAUCCCCCGACCAAGCAGCUUCUGCGGAUCCUCGCCGAGUACGCAGACGAUCCCAAUGAGAAGAAGCUCCUGACGUUCCUUUGCUCCGCCGAAGGCCAGGGCGUCUUCUGUGACUUCCGCACCGGACCCCACGUUUCCUUGUCCCAGCUGCUGCACGCGUUCCCCAGCUCCCACCCGCCCUUGGAUAUGUUGCUGUCCGCUCUACAGACGCUGAUGCCCCGUUUCUAUUCUCUCUCAAAUGACCCCCACGACGCCUACAAGACGCGCGAUGGGAAGGUGCACCGUUUGAUCGAGAUCGCCGUCACAGUUCAUGAGACCGCCGACUGGCGCCGCGGUCUCCGCACCGGCAUCGGUUCUGGCUUCUUUGAGCGCCAGGCCCAAAAGUGGCUCGAGGCCAAAGGCAGGGGAGAGACCCCCGAGGUCUACAUCCCCAUGUUCAAGGGCCUCAUGGCCAACCCUCUCGCCAAGCAAUUUGUCUCGGAUGGCCCCAUGCUACUGAUUGGUGCUGGCGUCGGUAUUGCCCCUUUCAGAGGCUUCGUCCAGCGUCGCUUGAAGACGGCCAACUGCGCAAACAAGGUCUGGGUUCUACAGGGCAUCCGCGACUCGCUCGUCGACGAAAUUUACAGCGGCGAGUGGGGCGUGCACGAGGAUGAGGUCAAGCGUGUCGUACAAAGUCGUCGUGGGGAGAGUCGCUACGUCCAAGAGGAGGUGCGCAACCAAGCCGACCUCGUAUGGUACAUUUCCAACGCCGUCGAUGGUCGCGUCUUCGUCUGCGGGAGCACCAAGGGCAUGGGCGAGGGUGUUGAGGAGGCUCUCGUCGAUGUCGCCAUGGAGAAGGGCAAUCUCGAGCGCGAGGAGGCCAAGAAAUACUGGGAGCUCAAGAAGGAGGCCGGCCAGUAUAUCGCCGAGACGUGGUAA